AUGGCGGCGGAACCGGUGGAACCUCCCCCUUUAUUCGAGAAUGUCGAUAUUCUCGCUGAGAAAGACGACGAUCUAUUCGUAUCGGCGCACCAGGAGAUAGUGUCACAGUAUGAAGACAUUUCUGAAGACUUGAAUGGUACUCAAGACCGCCUUGCAAGAAUGAACGUCACCGAGCCAAAAGGCGAAAUGGAAAAUAUACCGAUCAACAAUGGGUCUAGUCGCACUCCGAGUAUGGAGCAGGUACCUUCCAAGCCAGAGAUUUCAGAGGAAGAUGACUUCCUGGAAAUCCAUAUUACUGAACCUGCCAAAGUAGGAGAUGGUAUGGGUGCUUACAUGGCAUAUAGAGUGACCACAAAGACCAAUAUGCCCAUGUUCAAGAGGAGAGAGUUUUCUGUCACAAGGAGAUUCAGUGAUUUCCUGGGUUUGCAUGAUAAACUCACUGAGAAGUACCUCAAAAUUGGAAGGAUCAUACCACCAGCACCAGAAAAAAGUGUAAUAGAUUGGAACAAAGGUACCACGAAAAUGAAAAUGUCCAGUCAAGACGGACAAACGAACGGCAACGAUUUCGUAGAGAGGAGGAGAGCUUCAUUAGAGCGGUUCUUGAGAAGGACGUCCCAACAUCCUGUCUUGGUCUUAGAUCCAGAUUUCAGGGAGUUCCUCGAAUCUGAUGUUGAUUUGCCAAAGGCUACAAGCACUUCUGCUUUGAGUAGUGCUGGGGUCAUGAGGCUGUUCAACAAAGUCGGGGAAACAGUCAACAAAAUAACGUAUAAGAUGGACGAAACAGAUCCUUGGUUUGAGGAAAAAUUGCUGCACGUGGAAUCACUGGAAACGCAGCUGAGGAAACUUCACGGCAGCGUGGAGGCGAUGGUCGCCUACAGGAAGGAGUUGGCCCAUCUGACCAACGGAGUUGCUAGAUCCGCUGCCCAACUCAGCGCCUGCGAGGACCACAACUCCCUUUCCAGGGCGUUGUCUCAGCUUGCAGACACAGAAGAAAAAGUGGAAGCUUUGCACUUGGAGCAGGCCAACACGGAUUUCUUCAUUCUCUGCGAACUGCUGAAAGACUAUUUGGGCCUGUUGGGGGCCGUCAGAGACGCCUUCCACGAGCGGACGAAGCUCUUCCAACAUUGGCAACAUUCGCAGCAGAUGUUGGCGAAAAAGCGCGAGGCCAAACUGAAAUUGGAACUUGCCAAUAGAACGGACAAAAUGGACCAAGCCAAUUCGGAAGUUAUCGAGUGGGAAUCAAAGGUAGAACGUGGUCAAGAGAACUUUGAUCGAAUUUCUCAGAUGAUCAAAAAGGAAAUCGAGAGAUUCGAAAAAUGCAGGAUUCAUGACUUCAAAGUGAUGUUCAUCAAAUACUUGGAGAAUCAUUUGGAACAUCAAGCACAACUCAUAAAAUACUGGGAGGCGUUCCUUCCCGAAGCCAAAUCGAUUGCCUGACUAGAGGAUAUCUGCAAAGAAUAGCAGCGUGUACAUUCCUAUUGGAGGUUUCCGGAAAUAUGAAUUUACCUCACCGCUUUCUCUCUACCCUUUCCGGAAUCUUCCUUUCUUUGUGUUUUUGUUUUUGUUUACCUAUCAUCCAUAG
Messenger RNA from Phaedon cochleariae (mustard beetle), 1582 nucleotides. The record is from the annotation of a GenBank genome assembly. NCBI's taxonomy places the organism in Eukaryota, Metazoa, Arthropoda, Insecta, Coleoptera, Chrysomelidae.